This is a messenger RNA of Ananas comosus (pineapple), 2902 nucleotides long. RefSeq names its product putative pentatricopeptide repeat-containing protein At3g16890, mitochondrial. NCBI's taxonomy places the organism in Eukaryota, Viridiplantae, Streptophyta, Magnoliopsida, Poales, Bromeliaceae. The record is from RefSeq and is a predicted model, not a curated record. Gene Ontology annotation, molecular function: protein binding. The coding region runs from base 144 to 2285 and encodes 713 amino acids. The transcript is spliced from 3 exons.
UUUUCCGUUGAAGCAUCAUCGAACCCUUCCACUCUCCUCUCCCUUUCUAAAAUUUCUUUCCCCCCUCUUUUUCUUUGGGGAAUUGUCGCGCAUUUUAAUUCGCAAUUUGUGUUCUUCGAUUCGGAGGAGAACGACGACGACGCAUGCGAGGAUUAGGGUUUCGAUCUCGCACUCUCCGAUCCUCUUUUUCAUCAUCUUCUUCCUCCUCCUCCUCCAAGCAUGCGAUCGGAGCGCAACUCCUCAGGCAAAGAAACCCUAGCGCACAAACCCUCGCCUCCAAUGGUAUUACCUCCCAAUCACCUCCUCCGAACUCCGACUUUUCCAGCAAAUUUUGUCAUAAACGAACGAAAUCCAUCGACCCAGUUCGUAUCUCAUCAAUUCUCUCCCAAAAAGAUUGGUUUUUGAUGUUAAAUGCAGAGUUAAAAUCAUGCAAGGAGCACUUGGAUCCCCAGUUGGCAGUAAGGGUCUUGCAAAAUGCGGAGAACCCUAAUUUUUCUCUCAAAUUUUACAUCUGGGUAUCGAGUUUCAAUGAGGGUUUAGCGAAGGAUCGAUCGGUUCAGAGGGUUUUAUCAGAUUUGUUAUGGAGGAAAGGCCCUGUAGUUUUAACUCUCUCCUUUAUGAAGGAGAUUAAGAGCUGUGGAUGUAAAAUUACAGAGGAUUUAUUAUGUAUAUUGAUCUCUAGUUGGGGUAGAUUCGGGCUCGCAAAGUAUGUUAAUGAAGUCUUUGCGCAAAUGGCCUUCUUGGGCUUCAAACCGAGCACUCGGAUUUACAACUCGGUAAUCUCGGCUUUGGUUAAGGCGAAUUCGCUUGAUACGGCUUAUUUCAAGUUCCAACAGAUGAGUUCGGAUAGUUGUGCGCCGGAUCAUUUUACUUAUAAUACUCUCAUUCACGGAGUGUGUAAGCGUGGUAUAGUCGAAGAGGCUCUUCGGUUACUUAAGCAAAUGGAAAGUUCUCGACUUAGCCCUAAUGUGUUCACGUACACCAUACUAAUCGACGGGUUUUUCAAUGCGAAUAAGGCGGAGGAGGCGUUUCGAGUUUUGAAUACGAUGAGGAGGAAGAAUGUACCUCCGAGUGAGGCCACUUAUCGGUCGUUGAUUCAUGGCGCGUUUCGGUGUUUAGAACCGCAAAAGGCGUAUGAAAUGCUAAGGAGGUUUUUAGAAGAAGAUCAAAUUCUUCAAAAUUAUGCAUGUAGUACUGUUCUGUAUUGCCUUUCAAAGAAUGGCAUGGCAAAAGAGGCGAAAGAUUUUAUGAAUAAAAUGGGUCGAAGAGGUUACUUUCCGGACACUGCUACGUUUAAUGUUGUGAUGGCUUGUGUUCUAAAGGGAUCGGGAUCGAGCGAAAUGUGUGGGUUGCUAGAUGAUUUUAUUAAGAAAGGCGGAAAACCUGGAUUUGAUUCAUAUCUUAUUGCUAUUAAAUAUUUGCUAAAGGAGGGCAGGAUUUUAGUGGCUGAUGGGUAUUUGAAACAAAUGGUUUUGGAUGGACUUUUGCGCAGUGCGGUAUCCUAUAAUAUGUUGAUCGAUUGCUUCGUUAAAGCAGAAGAGAUGGACAGGUCGAUGGAGACACUUAAGGAAAUGCGCGAGAAUGGUUUUUCGCCAAACAUAGUGACGUUUAAUACUCUUAUAGGUGGUUAUUCGAGGAGAGGGGAUGUAAAUAAGGUGAGAAAUGUCUUAAAGAUGCUUCUAGAACACGGGUUUAAGCCCGACGUCGUUACUUUUAGCUCAGUUAUUGAUGGGCUUUGUCGGGCCCAUCAAAUAGAUGAUGCUCUUGAUUGUUUUAGCGAAAUGGAAGAAUGGGGUGUUUCUCCAAACUCCCUCACAUACAAUAUAUUGAUCCGUUCUCUUUGCGCCACUGGGGAUUUUCGCGAGUCAUUGAAGCUCUUUAACAGGAUGAAGGAAGGAGGAAUUAGUCCCGAUAUUUUCUCUUUUAAUGCUCUUAUUCUAAACUUUUGUAGGAUGAAGAAGGUAGAAAGAGCCCAAAAUCUUUUCGAUGCCAUGUUGAGAUUCGGUGUGGUUCCAGAUAGUUACACAUACAAUACUUUAAUUAAAGCUUUGUGUGAUGAAAGGAGAAUCAAAGAUGCCAAAGAAACUCUACUUGCUAUGGAGGUUAAUGGUUGUACUGUGACUUCGUAUUCAUACGGCCCAAUUGUAGAAGCCCUUAGUAGUUUGGGCCUGUCCGAAGAAGCCCAGGAGUUCAUCGAUAAAUAUGAAAAGAAGGAGAUUACUUUGAGGUCCUUUCCCGGGUUUAAGGUUGAAUCGGAAAAUGCUCACAAAGUUGUGAACUACUGAUUCGCAAGAUUCAUCUCGUUGCAACAGAAGGCAAAUAUAUAUUUCUCCUUCGAACAAGCAGCGGCGCUGUUUGACUAUAGAGUAUGCAUACAUGAAGUUCUUAUGUCGCUUGGGCAUUUGAGAAUUUAAUGAGCUAAUGUUUCUGAUCCUUAUUCAGGUUGCAUUCAUUACAGGACAAGAGCUUGCAUGAAGUCCCGCCCUCUAGAAUGUUCUAAUCACAAACAAGAUUUGGAUCGAAAUGUUGAAGGGGAACAAAGAUUUACUCUUUGAAGGAGGAGAAGCAGUAAUGCUGAAACAUUGUAAAUCUGCCUUCCUAAAGAGCCCUGAUUCGGGUGUUAUCCCGGGAAGAGUCCUGGUUUGAAUUUCUGCAUGAUCCCAUUCUUUCAGUUCAAACUUUGAAGGUUACAGCUUUUGACAAGUAGCCUCUUGCUCACUGUUUUCUUGUGGAAUAAUGCAAUGCAAGGAAGAGAAGAAUAUCUUAGUUUGUCGUCUUUCGCAUUUUUCGUUUUAUUUUAAGGUUAUAGGAAGAAAACAGGGUUUUUUUUGGGGGUUUUUAGUGCAAUAGUCCUCUUCUAAAAUUUUAUUUUCAAAAUAAAUAUGUUAAAUUUUUAUUUGUA